This is a messenger RNA of Yamadazyma jaroonii, 1584 nucleotides long. NCBI's taxonomy places the organism in Eukaryota, Fungi, Ascomycota, Pichiomycetes, Serinales, Debaryomycetaceae. The record is from the annotation of a GenBank genome assembly.
AUGUACUUUUUAUUACUAUUGGCAUUAGUUUCCACAGUAUUCGGGAACAGAGUCAAAUUCAAUGAAGAUUUGAGUCAAGUUUGUGAAGGGGUUUACUCCAAGCAUGAUUGGGGUGGUUCUUUCAAACCUCACGUUUCCCUUAAACUAUCAAAAUAUGGUGAAAAAGAUGAAAAUAUUAAAGUCAGUUAUAUCAUCUUUGAAUAUAAAGAUUUUUAUAAUAUCGGUCAUUAUUUCGAAGAUGGCCAAGUGAAAUAUAUUUGUGAUGACACUGCCAUUGACUUGAAAGUUUGUAAUUCUACUGAUAAAGGUAAAUUUAUUAUCAAUAAUGAAAAAUCAAAUAAUACCAUUUUGACCGAUCAAAUCACUAAAUUGGGUCCAAUUGAUUAUAGUUAUAAUAUUAAUAAUACCGGAUAUUAUUGUGUAUCUACAUUUGUGGAUGAUAAUACCAAAUACCAUGGAACGGUGAAUUUUCAAAAUGCUUUUGGGGAAUUAUCGGCAUCUGAGAUUCCAAAAUUACCUGCUUAUGGGAUAUUAACCCUUUUGUAUGGUAUUAGUAUAGCAUUAUUUGGAUGGCAAUUCUUCAAGAAACGUAAGGAAAAUCAAAUUUUACCUUUACAAAGAUAUCUUUUGGCCAUGUUGGGUCUCUUGACCUUUGAUACCUUGGUUAUUUGGUCAUACUAUGAUUUGAUUAAUCGUUCCCCAAAAUUACUCACUAAUUUCAAUGUGUUCUAUUUGGUAUUUUUAUCCAUAUUAAAUGCUUCCAAAUUAACUUUUUCAUUCUUCUUAUUAUUAUUAAUUUCCUUGGGUUAUGGGGUUGUUACUGUUAAAUUACAUAAGAAGAAAAUGUUACAAUGUAAGAUUUUAGCUGGUGCUCAUUUUGUAUCAUCAUUGAUUUACUUGGUUUUCAAUUACUAUAAUGGUUCAAUUGCUUCAGUUAAUGCUGGAAACAAUUUGGAAAGUAAUUCAAAUGAUGAAUUAUGGACUUUAUUACCUUUGAUACCAAUUUCAGUAACUUUAUGUAUCUAUUAUGUGAUGAUCUUAACUUCCAUUAAAACCACCACCACCAAUUUAAACAAACAAAGACAAGUCAUUAAAUUGAAAUUAUAUGAAAACUUAUUCAAAUUGAUUUUUGCUUCAUUCUUCUUAAUCUUCAUUGGUAUCUUUUUGUCAGGUUUCAAAUUCAUGACUAUGUCAUCGCUUGAAAUAAUUGAAUCCAGUUGGAAAUAUACUUAUUUCGUGUUUGAAUUCACCCCUUCAAUCAUUUAUUUCAUUAUAUUUAUGGGUAUUGCUUGGUUAUGGAGACCAACAGAAACUAGUUAUAUGUUAGCAGUAUCUCAACAAGUUGCUUCAACUGAUGAAAAUAAUGGUGUAGAAUUUGAAUUAGAUGAUUUAUCUCUAAUGUCACAUGAUUCCCAUCCUGAUGAAGAAAAUCAUAGUUUUGACUUAGAUCCUCCUGAAUAUGAAAAUGAUAACACAUUAUUUGAAUUAGGAGAUAGUGAUCAUGAACAUGACGACAGAUUAAAAGAUGAUUCAAAAGACAAUUCAACAAAAACCGAAGAUGAAGGAAAAUCCACUGAUAAAUAG